Molecule: messenger RNA, 1917 nt
Organism: Hemibagrus wyckioides
Lineage: Eukaryota; Metazoa; Chordata; Actinopteri; Siluriformes; Bagridae
Gene: nudt19
Product: nudix (nucleoside diphosphate linked moiety X)-type motif 19
Exons: 3
Coding region: 559-1743 (394 amino acids)
Cellular component (GO): mitochondrion
Molecular function (GO): hydrolase activity, acting on acid anhydrides, in phosphorus-containing anhydrides
Source: RefSeq, a predicted model, not a curated record
ACGAAGAAGAACUAAGCCGUGUCCCAAUCUGAACAUACCGAAAAAUAGUUUUGUGAAAAUGACGCUAAUUGCGCCUAUGUAUGUGGUGAUGUAAUAAGUAGGCCAGUGUGUGGUUUGGGACUGGUCACUCUUGUGACCCACUGUAUGUUGUCAAGUAGUGCUGUUUUGGGACUGGUCACUCUUGUGACCCACUGUAUGUUGUCAAGUAGUGCUGUUCGAGUCAAAUUUUAGAGUCGACUCUGACCUGUGUUGGGAAUUGAUUGAGUCGAUUCCUGAAUUCGAUUCCUGAAUCAUCUGAUCAUUGAUAUUUUGGAUCUUGUCAGAAGUAUAAUUUGUUGAAGAUGAGCAGAUGAAUUCAGCUGAUGGAUUAACUUACCUGAUGGGAUCCCUUAGUAAGUUGCGAAAGCCAUAUAUAAGUGGUCCGUGCAUGACUUUGAACAGGAUCAAUUCCUCUGUGCAGAAUCGACUCAUUUUAACCGACUCCCAGCCUCACUGUUUGGUGGCGUUUAUGCUAGCAGGAAACGUGUAUCAAAUGUGUAUAUUUAAAGCAAACUCAAGAUGAACACGGCUUUAAAACAUUGGAAAGAGGCGGCCACUCUGAUUUUAGCCGCUGGAACAAAGUAUAAGCGAAGUGUUGAGUCUUUGUGGAGAGAAACACCUUCUGGUUUGCAAAAUCUACCUCAAAAUACAGCAUUCGACUAUGAAGUCCUGCUGCUGAAAAGGAGUGGGAAAAGUGGCUUUAUGCCCAACGCUUAUGUGUUUCCAGGUGGGAUAGUGGAACCGUCCGACUUCUCCAGUGAGUGGUUGGAGGUUUUUAAAGCUUUCAGACACUUGCCGAAGUUUGGCUUAGCGACAGUGAAGCAGCCGCUGGAGACGAGACCGCCGAUAUUCGCGACUGACCGUCAGCAGCUCGGGUCUCCCAUACCGGGGGACAUCGCUUUCAGAAUCUGUGCAGUGAGAGAGACGUUUGAGGAAUCAGGGGUACUGUUAGUGGUGCCUAGUGAGGACAGAAGCACACUGAGCACUGAUAUCAAUGGGGACAAUGACAGUUGCGUCACUCAGUCGGCGCCUACAGCAUUGCCCGAUCGGUGGGACAAAAGUCUGAUCGCUAAAUGGAGAUCGCUGGUCCUCGAGAACUCGUCGAAUUUUAUUCGGAUGUGCAAAGAGCUCGAGUGUUUACCCAACAUCUGGGCUCUGUACGAGUGGGGAAACUGGCUCACUCCCAGUGGCCGGUCUGUCCGGCAGAGAAGGUACGACACGGCCUUUUACAUGUGCUGUUUGAAGGACAUCCCGAACACGCUGCAGGACCAGAAGGAAAUCGAGCAGUAUAAGUGGUCUACGCCACCUGAAAUACUUCACAGCUACCGGGAAAGAGAAGUUUGGAUUGCACCACCUCAGUUAUAUGGCAUUGGACAAAUGUGCAAUGUUCCUUUACUAAGUGACCUUCACAACUUUGCCAAACAGAGAUCAGUAGAAGGCUGUGAGCAGUGCCUACCUGUUUUCUUGAAGGCUACUGACUGCCACAUAUCACUCUUACCAGGUGACAGUUUGUACCCAGAGAAACCUGAUAGCACAAUGUCUACAGAGAAGUGUUUGGAAGAACUGCAGAAGGACAGUCCAAAUCUGCAUCGCAUUGUGAUGCACAAUCCUUACCAGAGCUCUGUUUAUAUAAACAUCAUACCCAAGUACAAGCAUCUAGCACCUAUUACCAUCUCUGAGUCCGAGCAUGACAGCAAGCUCUAACACAGCAUUCGUGGCAGUGGCCUAUGGGUACAAUUAACCUAAUAUAGAUGGCUAAAAGCUUUACAGAUGGUUUACUAUUGUAAAAUUUGAUUUAAAAGUGACUAAUUCAGGAUGUGAUGUUGAGUUCAGUCACCAAGCAAAUAAAGUACACCAACAUGCACAAUGUUCAUCUGA